AUGUUCGAAUUCAUCCUCACCCUCCUGCUGGCCGCAGUCCUCAUGGCCGUCAUCAUGGCCGCCAGCGUCGCCAUCACCAUGCCCUUCUCCGGCGCUCUCGUCCGCCUCCGCGCCAACUACAACCCCCACGCCGUCGGCCUUGGUCAAGAGGCUAGGGUUGGCCCGACACUUCACACCCUUCUGGGGACCCUCAAACGUACAAAGGAGCUGGAGGGGUGGUGGGGACUCUGGAAAGGGACUUUUCCGACCCUUGUCUACUCUACUUUGAUCUCCAUACUCUCAAUUGCCUUUGUGGGCGGGUCCGCCACCAAAGGGCCCAAGAACACAUAUAGUGUCCCCGAAGCAGGAGGCGUGUCGAUGGCCAUCUUUACAAUCAUAUUGACGCUGAUAGCCCUUCCCAUGACCGUCAUUAUCAAUCGUUCGAUCAUAACCCCGUACAAAUUACCCAACUCCCCCGCCGCAUCGCUUCGAAUUCUUCUGACACCAGUUGAGAUUUCGAAACCCUAUCUCCUCUACUUGACCCCCGGACUUUUAGCGACAACCUUUGCCCAUGCGCUCUGUGCGACUCUGAUUGCCCGAACUAUGCGCGUCUUCUUUUUGGGGACAGCUGUCAUUACAGAAGAGACCACAGCCGACAUUGCUUGGUGGCGUUGGCUGCUGUACUUUGUGUGGCAGUGCUUGGCUACACUCUGGUUCACGCCAUUGGAAGUCAUUGCUACUCGGUUGUCCGUUCAACCAAACACUGGAGGUGCCAUGCCUAUGGAGGGGGCAGAAGACGAGCCGCUGGAAGGGGUCUCCUUCUGCGGCACAGAUGAGGACGUGAUCGGGCUACGUCCCGCCACGGAGCCGUAUAAUGGAUUGGUGGAUUGUGCUCGGAAGAUUGUGGAGGAGGAAGGAUGGCCCAGUCUUUAUCGAGGAUUCUGGUUCACAAUGUUGGGCAAUGUGUUUGGAAGCACAAUGGCCUGA
Cryptococcus amylolentus CBS 6039 is the source of this 966-nucleotide messenger RNA. RefSeq lists its product as hypothetical. NCBI's taxonomy places the organism in Eukaryota, Fungi, Basidiomycota, Tremellomycetes, Tremellales, Cryptococcaceae. The record is from RefSeq and is a predicted model, not a curated record. Gene Ontology annotation, molecular function: transmembrane transporter activity. Bases 1 to 966 code for a protein of 321 amino acids. The transcript has 5 exons. Gene Ontology annotation, biological process: transport.